Messenger RNA from Girardinichthys multiradiatus, 5130 nucleotides. Its product is annotated as dynamin-1-like. Bases 138 to 2687 code for a protein of 849 amino acids. NCBI's taxonomy places the organism in Eukaryota, Metazoa, Chordata, Actinopteri, Cyprinodontiformes, Goodeidae. Gene Ontology annotation, molecular function: GTP binding; GTPase activity; microtubule binding. Gene Ontology annotation, cellular component: microtubule; membrane; cytoplasm. The record is from RefSeq and is a predicted model, not a curated record. The transcript has 23 exons.
UGUGUGUGGUUCCUCCCUGCAGCAGCAGAACAUCGAGGAGGAGGAGGAGGAGCUGAAGGUCACAGCUACAGGAGCAUCCUCAACAUCCAUCCACCGAACCUCCAUCACCUGUCGGUCCAAAUCCCCCCACAGCAGUCAUGGGGAACCGGGGCAUGGAGGAUCUUAUCCCGCUGGUCAACCAGCUGCAGGACGCCUUCUCCUCCAUCGGUCAGAACGCGAAUCUGGACCUGCCGCAGAUCGCGGUGGUGGGCGGACAGAGCGCCGGGAAAAGCUCGGUGCUGGAGAAUUUUGUGGGCAAGGACUUCCUUCCUCGUGGUUCAGGAAUCGUCACUAGGCGACCCCUGGUGCUUCAGCUCAUCAACUGUCCAACAGAAUAUGCAGAGUUCCUGCAGUGUAAAGGCAAGAAGUUCACUGACUUUGAUGAAAUUCGUCAGGAGAUCGAAGCUGAAACAGAUCGAGUGACGGGACACAACAAGGGAAUAAGUCCAGUCCCAAUCAACCUGAGAGUGUACUCUCCCAAUGUGCUUAACCUGACUUUGGUGGACCUCCCGGGGAUGACGAAGGUCCCAGUGGGAGACCAGCCUGCCGACAUUGAGCACCAAAUCAGAGACAUGCUCAUGCAGUUCGUCACUAAGGACAACUGUCUCCUACUGGCUGUUUCACCGGCCAACUCUGACCUCGCCAACUCUGACGCUCUGAAGAUCGCAAAGGAGGUCGAUCCACAAGGUCUGAGGACCAUCGGCGUCGUCACCAAACUGGACCUAAUGGAUGAAGGAACCGACGCCAGAGACAUCCUGGAGAACAAACUGCUGCCACUCCGCAGGGGUUACAUCGGGGUGGUGAACCGCAGUCAGAAGGACAUCGAUGGGAAGAAAGACAUCACAGCAGCUCUGCAGGCUGAGAGGAAGUUCUUCCUGUCACAUCCUGCCUACCGUCACCUGGCUGACCGUAUGGGCACCGCCUACCUGCAGAAAGUCCUCAACCAGCAACUAACCAAUCACAUCCGAGACACGUUGCCGGGGUUACGGAGCAAGCUGCAGAGCCAGCUGUUGUCCAUUGAAAAGGAGGUGGAGGAGUACAAGAACUUCAGACCAGAUGACCCUAGUCGCAAGACCAAGGCCCUGCUACAAAUGGUGCAGCAGUUUGCGGUGGACUUUGAGAAACGGAUCGAAGGUUCUGGAGAUCAGGUGGACACCUAUGAGCUGUCAGGAGGAGCCAAGAUCAACCGUGUCUUCCAUGAGCGCUUCCCUUUCGAACUGGUCAAGCUGGAGAGUGACGAGAAGACCCUUCGCAAGGAGAUCAGCUACGCCAUCAAGAACAUCCACGGAAUCAGGACGGGUCUGUUCACACCAGACAUGGCUUUUGAGACCAUCGUCAAGCGGCAGAUCGCUCAGCUCAAAGAACCGUGCCAGAAGUGCGUGGACCUGGUGAUCAGUGAGCUUGUCAACACCGUCAGGCAGUGUACAAACAAGCUUGCUCCGUAUCCGAUGCUCCGUGAGGAAAUGGAAAGAAUCGUUACUCAGCACAUCAGAGACAGAGAGAGCCGUACCAAAGACCAAGUGAUGCUGCUGAUUGACAUUGAGCUGGCCUAUGUUAACACCAACCAUGAGGAUUUUAUUGGCUUUGCAAACGCGCAGCAGAAGAGCAGCCAGAUAAAUAAGAAGAAGGCUGCAGGAAACCAGGACGAGAUCAUGGUGAUCCGUAAAGGUUGGCUCACCAUCAACAACAUCGGCAUCAUGAAGGGCGGAGCCAAGGAGUACUGGUUCGUCCUGACGGCUGAGGCUCUGUCCUGGUACAAGGAUGAUGAGGAGAAGGAGAAGAAGUACAUGCUGCCUGUGGACAACCUCAAGCUGAAGGACAUCGAGAAGAGCUUCAUGUCCAGCAAACAUGUCUUCGCCUUGUUCAGCACUGAGCACAGGAACGUGUAUAAAGACUACCGGCAGCUGGAGCUGGCCAGUGAGUCCCAGGAGGAGGUGGACAGCUGGAAGGCUUCUUUCCUACGGGCUGGCGUGUACCCUGAACGCAGCGUGGACAAAGAGAAGGUGGAAGCGGAGGAGUCCAGUUCUGACGGGCAGAUCCACAGCAUGGACCCUCAGCUGGAGCGACAGGUGGAGAUCGUCCGGAACCUGGUGGACUCAUACCUGUCCAUCAUCCACCGCACCAUCAGAGACCUGAUCCCUAAGACCAUCAUGCACCUGAUGGUCAACAACACCAAGGAGUUCAUCCACUCUGACCUGCUGGCCCAGCUUUACUCCUGCGGAGACCAGAAUACCCUGAUGGAAGAGUCCCAGGAACAGGCCCAACACCGGGAUGAGAUGCUCCGGAUGUACUUUGCUCUAAAAGAAGGCCUACACAUCAUCGGUGACAUCAGCACCUCCACCGUAACCACGUCAGCCCCUCCGCCUGUGGAUGACUCGUGGCUGCAGGUGACGGGGAUGCCAUCUGGACGCAGGUCUCCAAUGUCCAGUCCGACCCCCCAGCGCCGGGCCCCUCCAGGUCCACCCCGACCUGGCGGCCGUGCAGCUCCUGGCCCUCCUUCUCGUCCCGCAGUGUCACCUGAUCCUGGAGGACCACCACCCUCUGUCCCUUCACGGCCCAAUAGAGUGCCCCCUCCUGGAGUCCCAAGUCACAGAGCUCCUGCAUCUCCAUCCCGACCCACCAGACCAGCCUCUGACUCCGCCCCAUGACUCCGCCCUCUGGCUCCACCUUUUGAUUUCACCCAAUCACAAACAGUUAAGCACAAAUAUGCACCAACUAGCACAAAUUCAGUCGUGAAGAUUUAAUACUGGUACUAGUCCCGGUUCUGUUGGUCCAGUGAUCUCAGCAGAAUGCUGAUAACCUCACAGACAUUGAGAAAGUUCAGCUGAUGGUUCUCGAUGGUUCCAGUGUUGGUUCUGUCUGGUGUCAGCUGGGUCUGAAGGAUUUGGUUUCCAGUGGCUCUAGACAGGCCCAUCUGAUUCCUGGGUUCUCCAGUUGUCCUGUUAGGUUUGAUCUGGUUCUGAUUCAAUUCAGUUCUUGCUGAUUCACUCUUCUUGUCAUUUGUUUUCUCUCUGUGUUUUUUCCUGUCCUGCAUUUUGUUCCCCAGUCGUCCCAGUAAAGGUAGCCCCGCCCAUGGAGAGAGCCCCCAGUCCUCUAUCGAGGGUUGACCUGAAGACCUCUGAGUGUUUGUGUCUGUCUGUGAACCGUUUAAUUCAUGUUGAUGAUCAUAAUUAGCUUGUUGUGAUGAAUCCAAACCAUCUGCUGUCUGAGGUGAGACAGGUGAGACAGUGUGGACAUGGACAACUCCAGACGUCCUAAACUAAAGACCAUGACGUAUCACUCCGCUUUGGAUCUUCAGGCUGGUCUAGGAUCAGUUAUGGAUUUUUAUCUUCAGUUUCCUGGUUGGUCUCCAGAAUGAAGCGGAGAUGUUCGGAGAUGUUUCUUUACAGUGUAAAGUUUUAUUUCUAGUCUUUUUGUUGGUUAUUUAUUGUCUGCUGCUCUUAUUGAUCACAUGUUCUGCUGGACUUGGGUUUUUACUGAUCCAGUGUGGUUUGAUCCAGUUGGUCUGUACUGAAAACCCUGUUCUGUGUAUUAGUGGUGCUGCCUCAUCCGGACCUUCUCAUCAGAUUCCAGUUGGUUGUAUGCAGGUGAAGAUUCUCAGUCAUCCCGGCCAUGAUAAGUCCAAAGAAGGUCAAAAAAACAACUGGACUUUAGAUCUUGUAGUUGAAGACAUUUUGCUCUUCGUUCAAAGAGCUUCGUCAAUAAAAAGCCAGUGAGGGAGAAGUUCCAAGAUGGUCAUCUAAAUCCACAUUCAGGUUAGACUCCCUGUUGUUGUUGGUGCUGCUGUUGGCCUGGAUCACUGGGAGAUGUUUUGGUUGGGUCCAAACCAGAUCGAACGGUUGAUUACAUCUGGUUCAGUCUGGCUUCAGUUGGCUUUAUUUAGGCCCUACAGGUUCCAACCGGUCCCAGCUGGUUUCAAUCAUUUCCAACUGGUCCCAGCUGAUCUUGAACUUGUUCCAACAGGUUUAGACUGGUCCUAGCAACCAGGUGUUCCAGACCGGUUCCAACUGGUUCCUACUACUUCCAGUAGUUCCUCAGUGGAUCCACCUGAGCUUAGUUUGACUUCAUUACAUUCAUAUGUUUGUUAGUUUAAAUCAACCCACUCCUCCCAGUUAUCAUCAGACACCCGGCCAUUUUGUUCCUGUUUGAAUCUUCAUGAGGUUCCUGGUUUUAAGGUGACAUUUCUUUGGGUUCCUUAAUGCAGAAGACUGGUCUAAAAGGGAUUCUGGGUCAAUGCAGCAGUCUGGACUUCAGUUGUACCCGACAGCAGCUGAAAAACCUGUUUCUGUUGGUUAAUCAUUUAGAUUCUGUCCUUUAAUGGAGCAUCAGGGUGUUAUUGGUUCAGAUUCAUAUCUGUACCAUGAUUGGUACACAGCCAAGUGAUUGGUUCUGAUCCGUGAAGGUUGAUCAACUAACCAAAGGAAGGACUGAAAUCUUCCUACUCAUCAGAGCAGUCCCGGCCCGGCUAGUCUUCAGGAUGGUCCUAAUCUGAGGAGCAUCUGAUACCGCCAGUCUCACCUGUGAUCAUCAGCCAACCAGAGAAGACACAGAGGAACCAAUCAGAAAUAUGUUGGUUUUCAACCUGAAGUAAAAUAUGUUUGCUGAGCUUUCUCCUGUCUGUUCUUUAAUGCCAACCAUGUGAUGAGCUGAUUGUUUCUGACCAGGUUCUGAUGAGCUGAUUGGUUUCUAGAACCCGACUGCCUUUUGCUAAACUGAUACCUUUGUCACAAUUUGAUUCUGAUGACCUGGGUAGGUUCUGAUGAAAGGAGUGGUUUUAAAUGACUGGUCUCUGAUGGAUCUUCUCAUGAGUUUACUCGGUUUUCUCUUGGUGUUGUGGUGUCGGUGCCGUGUUAGAGGAGCUCCAUGUCAGCGUGUCGUAGGCGUGACGUGUUCUCAGUGUUAGUCCCAGCAUGCCCAGUAGCUUCUCUGUGCUGUUUGGUGGUAAAAUGUUGGACUCAGCAGCAGUUCAGUGUUCAACUCUAAUGAUGAUAAUAAUAAACUGCCAAGCUGCAGCGCCCCCUGCUGUAACUCUGUGAUUACUGUGAGUCGUGAUCAAAUGUGGUGACCUCAAUAAAGUUCUGUCAAUCAAAA